Polyodon spathula (Mississippi paddlefish) is the source of this 5528-nucleotide messenger RNA. Its product is annotated as cysteine protease ATG4A-like. Lineage: Eukaryota; Metazoa; Chordata; Actinopteri; Acipenseriformes; Polyodontidae. The transcript is spliced from 13 exons. Gene Ontology annotation, molecular function: protein-phosphatidylethanolamide deconjugating activity. Bases 36 to 1256 code for a protein of 406 amino acids. The record is from RefSeq and is a predicted model, not a curated record.
AUUUAUCUCCCUUUAAACCUAGUGUCAGCCGGAGGAUGGAAGCAGUUAGAGCUCAGUAUGAAACUAAGAUCAAUGCCAUCUCUGACCUCCUAGAGGACCUCCCGGACACUGAUGAGCCAGUCUGGCUUCUAGGAGAGCAGUACUUUGUGAAAACAGAAAAAUCUGAGCUGCUGUCUGACAUCAGGUCGAGACUAUGGUUUACAUACCGGAAGAAGUUCUGUCCAAUCGGGGGUACCGGACCCUGCUCGGACACUGGCUGGGGCUGCAUGCUGCGCUGUGGGCAGAUGAUCUUAGCCCAAGCCCUCGUCUACAGACAUUUAGGAAGAGAGUGGCGCUGGGAGAAGGAGAAUUGUCACCCCGAGGAGUAUCACAGGAUCCUGCACUGUUUCCUAGACAGGAAGGACUGCUGCUACUCCAUCCAUCAGAUGGCUCAGAUGGGGGUAGGAGAGGGGAAGUCAGUCGGAGAGUGGUAUGGACCAAACACAGUUGCUCAAGUGUUAAAGAAGCUAGCACUAUUUGAUGAAUGGAAUUCCUUGGCUGUAUAUGUUUCCAUGGACAACACUGUAGUGAUUGAAGAUAUCAAAACACUGUGUAAGCUGCAGCCCAUGAAGGGCCAGUUAAAGCCCAGCAGCUCAGGGCAGGUAGAGCCCCAGGUAAUGGGCAGCAUGCACGGGCAGCUCAACCCUCAGGCUCAGGGGAUCCCUGGCUCGCACCCAGGCUGGAAACCACUGUUACUUAUCAUACCUCUGCGCAUGGGCAUAAACCACAUCAAUCCUGUUUACAUUGAAGCUCUGAAGGAGUGUUUUAAGAUGCCACAGUCCUUGGGUGUUUUGGGUGGAAAACCAAACCUUGCAUAUUAUUUCAUUGGGUUUAUUGGAGACGAGUUGAUCUAUUUAGACCCUCACACAACCCAGGCUGCUGUGGAUCCAGACUUUGAUGGGACUGUGGAUGACCAGAGCUACCACUGCCAGCGGAGGCCACAGAGAAUGAAAAUCCUGAACCUGGACCCCUCUGUGGCUGUAGGAUUUUUUUUCAAGACUGAAGCUGAUUUUGACAGGUGGUGCACAUUUGUACAGCAGGAAAUCUUAAAGAAAAGAUGUCUACGAAUGUUUGAGCUGGUUGAGAAGCACCCUCCCCACUGGCCUCCAUUCAUCCCUCCUGCUAAACCGGAGGUACAGACGACAGGAGCAGAACUCGUCGAGUCAAUGGACAAGCUGUUUGAAUCAGAAGAAGAAUUCGAAAUCCUGAACGUAUGACUUUUUUUUUUAAUGUUUUUUAAUAUUAUUGCCUUUUAAGCUAGUAAGUGCCUCCAACCACACUCACACAAAGCACAAACUGGAAUGGAUCUGCAAAAGAACCCAUUGAAAACAUCAUCGGAAAUGGAAUGGGUUCUGUUAUUGGAAGGAGAUCAAUGGGAGACAGUUUCUGCAGAUUUUUCAAGGGGUUCACUUUCGUUUACAACAAAGGGGUCACGCUGGCCCUGUUGCGCAACCUGACUUCACAAAAAGGAAUCUUGAAGUAGGUGUUAUUUUAUGCAUGGAUCUUUAAACAUCUGGACUGCCCUCUGUAGGAAAAGGCUGAAUAAACUAUGUUUCCAAGAAAGCAUGUUGGAGGAAAACUGCUUAUAAGAUGACAAAUACAAUCUUAUAUUGGUUGAAAGAGGUAUGUAAAAGUGCCUAACCGUGACAAAUAUAAUAUUGCAACUUUCUUGAUUGGUUGUUUGCCAUAACUGUAGUUACAGUAGGUGGUGUAAUAACUGUAGAUUUUUUUGUUUUUUCAUAAAAAGCAGCUGCAAGCUGUAGCAUGUGCCAAAAAUAAGGUGUAUUCAUAGAUGUAAAUAUGAAACCAGAUGUCAAAAAUGGUGUUUGACAGUUUGAACCCAUGAGUACUUGAGAAGUCAGUUUUAUUAAAAACAAGAAAAGGCUCUGAAAGGCAUACAUUAUAUGAUCUAGAGUUUCCCUAAUAUUUCAUUUCAUAUCUGUUUGUCUAAUUGCUAUACUAAAGACUUCUGUAGGUGAAACAAAGCAGCAGUGUUUUUUUUUGUCAGCCUAGUCUUUCAAUUUGUAAAGCACAGAUGUUACUAUAUUGAUUCUGCCUGUGUUUUACCAUCACAGCGUACUACACAGCAGAUCUGCCUAUGUUCAUAGCAAUAAAGAGACCAUUUACUCUUUAUUCUUGGCACACACACUCCAUAGAAUCCACUGAUAAAGCUGGUCUGCCCUUCCUCGUCUUUGAUUCCUUCAAUUCCUUCAGAUUUAUAAUUUCAUAUUGCAUUGCUAAUAUACAUAUUGUUCAAAAACACAUGUAUUGGAUAUGGAUUUAUUGACGUGGUGUCUUAAUAAUAAAACCCCAUGGCCAGCGCUCCAGAUAAGAUGCAUAAAGGGUGUUUUACACAUUGAAAAACUAUGAAUUAUGCAUUAUAUUUAAUGUGUAACAAACAAUAAUAGCAAUUUUGCUGCACGGCUUGAGUUUUCAUGUUAUCAAGCUUCUUGUGCUUGCUUGGUUCCCGGUGCCUCAAUGAUCAGUUGUGAAUAGAUCUGUAGAAUGGAUCAUAGGAAUGCUGGAAACAAAUGACCAAUAAGUCAGGGUUUUCAAUUUAAAAAAAAAAAUACAGUUGAGUCAAUAUGGUUUAUGAACGGUGAAUAUCCAACUGGAUAUUCAGGAUUUCUCUGCUCUGUCUUAGUCUCCCUCAACCUAACCUACCAAUCUGUCAACCAAAUUUUUAGACUGUACAUCUAUAUAAUAAAUAGAAUAUUCUGGGUUUCCAGAGAGUCAUCGCUUUAUGUUGCUGUAGCAAGGUGAUCAAUAAGGAAUAAAAUAUUAUCGUUAUUUGCAUUAGUGCAGUAUUGGUACAGUUUACAAAAAAAAGUUUUAUUUUUCUGUCGAUUUGGAAAGGGCGAGCACAUGAGACUGAGAAAGGAAAAUUUGCAGAAAACUAAAAAACGAACAGCCUAGUACUAGGGGAGCAGCAACUUCGCGGACUGUAAUAUUAAUAAUAUUGUUAAGGCAGGACUAAAUGGCUGCAACAAAGACAUUGCUGAGUUUCUUUAGGUGGAAAAUAAGGAAAGGGAAGUUGGUAUUGUAAGACCAAGUUUUUGUACAGUAGUUCAGAGAUACAUUACAGUUAAAAUGUAAGGCAGUAGUUAAUGCAUACCUCCUAAGUUAGCAUUAAAGUAUGUACUGUAUUUAUUGGAAGUACUUAUGACUUCAAGGUAAUAUAGAUUUUACACAUAUAGUGUUUUACUUGGAGAGUAAAUUACUCAAUGACUCAAAACCUUAUCUUGAGCAAUGCCCAUGACUGAUUUAAAAAAAAACCAAACAAACAAGAAACACAUUUAGUAUCGUUCUACUCUAGAUCAGAACAUUAGACUGAUAGGACUUUCAAAUAAUUUGGAACAAAAGCCUUUCUGAACAUUGUCACAUUUGCCAUAUUAUUUACCCCUAUUAGCUUGACCAAGCCCAUAUAGGAAAAAAAUUAAAGAUUGCAUUAUAAAACUUUUGAUGCAUCAAAAUGUGUCAGGGAAAGUUAUUUAGGUUUGGAAGAAAUACACAUCUUCAAAGCGUGCUAAACAAUGCUUUAUGAUCUUUCCCAUUUCAAAUAUUUGGUUCUUAAAUUGUUUUUAAUGUUAGUUCAUGAUAUACAGAUGUCUCUAAAUAAAAUUCUAUAGAUAACCUGGUUACAUGGUUAUGCAAAAGAUCUUCAAUAGAGUGAUAAUAUUGCUAGUGUUAUUACAAAUUGGUAAGCUAGCUACUUGUGGAGCAAUAGUGGAGAAAGACAUUGGUAACAAGCAGCACUGAUAAUUGGUAGACAGAGGUGCUGCCCCCUGGUGUACACAGAGGUUUACAUCUAUUUGCUGUGCAGUACUUAUUCCUGGGAGGAUGUUGGAAGCAUCACUAGGAUUUUAUUUAUAUUAUUGCACAUAAAGGCAUACAAGACUUUUUCACUGUUCCAGGGUCAGCAUGUUGUCAUGCUCUGGACACAACUAGCUUGUUAGUGCACUAAAAGCUUUCUUUUCUACGGUGGUUAUUGCAAGUCUGUGUAAAUGAUGUCCCCCUCUAUGCCACAGUGGAAGUUGUGACAAUGUGGUAACUGACUACCAAAUGUCUGAGCCCUCUUUCUGUAAUUUUUAUACUUUUCCUACACCAGUGCUGUUUAGUCCCCAGUCAUUUUAUUACCAUUCUGGUCUGUUUUGGUUCAGUCACACAGGUAAAGAAACAGUAACACCUUCUAGGAGGGGCAUGACCAGAUUUAUUUGUUUUAACUUGUACUUGAUUUUUGUUGCUGUAAAUCAAUUUUUUUUUAUUAUUAUUUUUUUAAAAAAACUUUAGACUUUGCAUACAAACAGUAUCACAGGUACACCCUUUUAAUCAAGGUGCACCUCAGUGAAAAUGGUUACUUUAUGUGGAUUACUGAAUGCAAAAUGAAAGCAAAUGAUUUGGAUGUCAAAUGGUAAGCAGUAGUUUGAUGUAAGCACAAUGUUACUGAAAGAUUUAUUUCUACUGUACGUAUACCGAUAUAUAGUCUCCAUUGUAAAAAUGAAAUGUGUACAUGGUAUUUUCUUAAAGGAACAUAAAUCCACAAUCUAUGCAGAAAUAUCACAAACAAAAUAUAGUGAUGUAGAAACUGAGGGUUAUGGAAACUGAGGAUUACGGUUAAAAAACUUCAGGUCACUGUGAUAAUGUAAAAGCAACAGCAGAAAAUACUGCUCAGCAAUACAAUGCUUUAUCAAUAAAUCACGUCAUUACAUAUUUACCAGACUAAACUGUAGCUUUGGCACUGGUAUGCUGCUCUGGGGGAAAAACGAAUUCACAUCACAAGUCCAGCUCAGUUUGGCACACCUGUCACAGUUCUACAGAGUUGUGCUUCAUUUAAUUAUGUGUGGGUCAAUUAACUGCUUCCUAUUUGUACUUUCCAAUAAGUUUUUCUUUUGGAACACGCCCCCCCUCACUGUAGUGUUUCAAUUUCUGUGGGUAAUGAUACAACGUCUGUUCAGGUCUCACUAGACGUCUGUUUAAAAUAGGUAACGCUUUAAUAUUACUGUUUACAUUGCAUUUUACCAAGUAAAAUUGGACACAUUAUUUAAACUGUCUGGUUUAAUCCAUAAUCCAAACCUAUCAUAAUGAAGUGCAUGCUGCUAACAGCUGUAAAAACUUCAAUAUCAGUCCAUGACUGCAAAAUAUUUUACAGCUGUCUUUUUAAUGAAAUGUUUUUUUGAUUAAGUGUAAAGUAUGAAAACAUGCAACAAGGACUAAUCAUUUUAACAUGGUACAGAUUAUAAUCAGUACACCAGUCUCACAUGGUUUGGAUUAGCGAGCGUCUGCUACUUAUUCAACCCUCGAGAGUGAUAGUUACAGAUGGGCUGAAGGAGGGAGAGUGGUCCUAAUGGUGAGAUCAAGAAAACAACUAUAAAAAAACUUGGAGUUUGAAAAGUUUAUUUCAAAUUUACACAAGAACAUUCACAGCCAAUCUCUCAAGAGUACUGUACAUGAAAUGUAAACGGAUAAUAAAAUGUUAUGGUGUCCUCGGA